Diorhabda carinulata is the source of this 2759-nucleotide messenger RNA. Its product is annotated as 8-oxo-dGDP phosphatase NUDT18. Gene Ontology annotation, molecular function: 8-oxo-GDP phosphatase activity; magnesium ion binding; 8-oxo-dGDP phosphatase activity. The record is from RefSeq and is a predicted model, not a curated record. The transcript has 6 exons. The coding region runs from base 327 to 1340 and encodes 337 amino acids. Lineage: Eukaryota; Metazoa; Arthropoda; Insecta; Coleoptera; Chrysomelidae.
UUGGUAGCGAAGAUUUUGAAAGUCAACUUUUAAAACUGGCUGAUCACUAGUAUAUUUUUACUACCUCGCUAAAGAAGCAUUCACUUUUAAAAAUUCUUCAGUGAUGGGUUGAUUAGAUGAGCUAGAGCGCAAGGUUGUGAAUUUACAUCGCCAACACUUUGACCUAUUGUGUACCCCGGACUGUUUACCAGCGACUUUGUAUAGUGGAGCUGCCUGUCUGGGGGCUAUGCGGUUUACCUCUUCUGGAUUUAAACAGCUUGAAUACAACAUAACAGAAGAUAAAUGAUAUUUAAUACCUUCAGAGUAGUGAUGAACAAACAUUGAAAAUGCCAGAUACUGUUGAAGAAAAUCUUCGUAAAGUUUUAAAAGGACUGCCAUUAGAGGGCGAAGAAGCAGAAUUAUGUGAUUUUACUUUAGAAGAACAGAAUGAGGCUUUGGAAUCACAGGGUAUUCAGCCUAGUGUUGAUCCUAAAUAUAAACCUGUCAUUUUUGAAACAGUGAUGUAUAUAGUUGCCUGUGUUAUUUUAAAUGAAUACAAUGAAGUUUUGAUGAUUCAGGAAGCUAAGAAGUCUUGUGCAGGAAAAUGGUACUUACCAGCUGGUCAUAUGGAAAAAAAUGAAAACAUCAUAACGGCAUGUAAAAGAGAGGUUUUAGAGGAGACGGGAUUACAAAUAGAAUGCACAACAUUAUUAGUUGUUGAAACUGCAAGAGGUAAUUGGAUGAGGUUUGUUUUAACAGGAAAUGUUAUAGGGGGCAGUCUAAAGACUCCUUCGGAAGCAGAUAAAGAAUCUUUGCAAGCUAAAUGGGUAAAAAAUUUGGAAGAAGUAGAGUUACGAGCCAAUGAUAUUAUUCACUUGAUUGAUAGGGCUAGAAUGUAUAAAGAAGCUCGAAGAGUCAAUGAAUCCGGAUGGUUCAGAGAUCAAUUGCCAGCUCUUAGACCCUAUUCAAAGCAACUAUUGCGAUUGGUGAUUGUAAUUAAAAAGAAAGCUAAUAAUAAUGUACAUAUUUUAUUGAGCGAAAAAACGGCUUGGCAUUUACCGACUUGUGAAAUUCAUCCUACUAGAAGUAUACAUUCCACUCUCAGAAGAUUUAUGAUUGAACUUUGCGGAGCAGAAGUACCAGCACAUAGACCUUGUGGAUUACUAUCGGUAGAGCAUGACGCCUCUACAAAUCAAGAUGGUUUGUGUUUGACACUACUUGUAGCUUUUCGAGCACCAUUAGAAGAAGUACCUAUCAUAGGCAAGUGCGUUUGGCAUGAAUUAUCGAAGAAGUUGAGCGAGAAACUUCUACAAAAAGUUGCCUCAAAAAAUGCAACUUUUUUUCUAAACGUUAUUAAAUAAACUGAAAUCACAUAUUUGAUAAUAUUGUAACGGGCCGUUUCAUCACAAUUUUUUUACAAGAAAUAUGUCAAAAUAUCUGUGUUCAAAUAUAAAUAAUAGAAAAAUAUUGGGUAGAUAAUAUUUAUUGUAAAAAAUUACAGAAAAUGAAAUUAAUAAGUUUCAAUUCGACACUAUAAGAUUUAUAAAUACCAUAAAUUAGAAAUAUUUUUAGAACUAUCACAAUUACAAAAAACAUUUUGCUAGUCUAUAUGUUUAGAUUGUUUAUCGAUUUAUGUACUAAAAUAUAAAGUACAACGUUGAGUAUACAUCAUGUUCAACAAAAAGAGCUGAUAAAGCUAUCUUACUGACUGGAGAUGGAGGGUCUUUGAUCACGUGCUAGACAUUGCAUAGAUCUGUAUUUAGGCCGCUUGACAUGAUGCAAGACAACGUGCAACAAAUUGCAUGCAAGAUCAAAAUAUUGCACAUAGCUUGACAUAAUUCAAGUCUCUUGCCUUUGUAUUAUGACUGCCAUUAAGAAAAAUUAUAUUUGUAAAAGUAUACAAAUUCCUAACCUCAUAUUUGGUGACCGGUUUGUAAAUGAGAAUAACAAAAUUAAGUAUUUAUAGAAGUGAAAACGUGGUCAGUGAAUCACUGUCAAUAAUUAUAUCUGCUGCUGAGUUGUUUUUGGAGCCUGAUAAGACAGGUUGAUUGUUGAGCCAAAAUUAACAAAAUUUCUCCCUAAAAUAGCAACUUGCACGCAAUAAAAAUGGCAGUUUUUGAUCAGCAUUAAGAAAUCGCGGUACCCUCCUUGCAGAUAGCUUCUCCAUAUGGAACCCACCCAGCAAAAUGUCGCAUACCUGAUAGAUUGAAAUAUUUAUUUCAUUAGCUAUCUCACGUAUAUUUUUUCGACGAUCACUAAGUAAACUGCGCGAACCAUUCUUGCAAUAAAAACAGUAAAUAACGGUCCGGACGUUUAGAAUCAUCCAAGUUCAUAGGAUCACUUUUAAAAGACGAAAACUGCUUAUAAAACAAUUUACUGGGAUUUUCAGGAUACUAUUUAUCUAACUGUUCCUCCGUUUCUUCAUUUGUUUUUCCACGUGAUUUAUGUUUGAUUAUUUUCCCUCCAUAUUUACUCAACUACGAAAACAGUCUUCUUUAUAUGAGAAGUAAAACUAAUCUGAUUUAUAUAAAAUUUUGACAUGUGAGAUUAGACACAUGGCUGAAACUAACAAUUCAAUCACCGCAAUCAAAGUAUUGUUAACCUCUGAAAAGUCACUAGUCUCUCAAACCGCUUUUAUAUAAAUAAAAUUCACACUAACUAUUGAAUUAACUGGUUGUGGUAUAUACUCCACUUUUUUAUAGUUUAUUAAUUUUUUCUGUAUAUUCCAUAUUUUAUUUUUGUUAUCAUUAUUUAUUCAAAAUAUAAACAUUUUUUACUUA